This is a messenger RNA of Zymoseptoria tritici IPO323, 1350 nucleotides long. RefSeq lists its product as uncharacterized. The transcript is spliced from 3 exons. Lineage: Eukaryota; Fungi; Ascomycota; Dothideomycetes; Mycosphaerellales; Mycosphaerellaceae. The record is from RefSeq and is a predicted model, not a curated record. Bases 1 to 1350 code for a protein of 449 amino acids.
AUGGGUGGCAUGCAAACGACCGUCGGAAGUUGGGAUGUCGUUGCAACUCGAACGCUGCGAAUCAUCGCUGCGAUCAAGUCAGUCAUGGACUGCCGACGGGUGGAAGAUAGACUGCGGCCCUACCUCACCGCGAAACCGCAGCAAUCGUCGGCGCAUCUUCCACACAAUCUCGACAUCAACAGUCACCGCAAGCCUGCAGAAGCAAUGCCUGCAUCCGGCCGCAACCAGUUCGUGCGCUCAGACUUCGCUACGCCUUACAUGACUGCUGUCCAAGACUCUACAGGCGCGGUCUUCUUCACCUUCGACAGCUUAGCAAUGCGGUCCUCGCCCGCUUCAAGUCUGGGUCUUUUGGGAAAGCUGCCAGAAGAGCUGAGGGAGGAGGUGUUCAGCUACCUCUGCCCAAGCCCACAUCUCAAGGUCGGCCGUCAGAGGCGCAUCGUCAACACCGACGAAGAAUACUACACCAGCAUCGAAGCCUCCGACCGCGAUGACUGGAACGCGUUCCUGAAGCUGUCCGCGACGAACAAGUCAGUGAAGAAGCUGUGCGAGUUGUACAAGAGCAAGGCACAGACCGCGAACCGUCUUCACCUGGUCAUGGACAUGACCGCGCACUUCGACCAUCCAGCGAAGCUCACCCUCGUCCCUCGAUACAACCCAGCGUCCUUCAUGAGGUUCUUGAACACCUUCACGCGUCUGAAGCUGUGCACCGUCAUCACGCUGUACGCGCAGGCUCCCAAGAAGGACGAUCACGACGACUUCUGUGACCAGCCUGAGGACGAGGAAGAAGAAACGGAGUACGAGCGCAUAAUUGGGGGAAUUACACUUACCAUUGACCUCACCACCGCCUCUCGCAAGGUCACGGCUGCCGACAAAUACAACAUCCUCUCGUCUGUCGGCAUCACCCUCUUCGACAACGUCUCCGCUUCCAGCGAGCCGUCCUUCGCCGCAGCGUUUCGAAGCAUCAAAUACGGUCUCCAACACCCUCUCAUCGCCCAAUCAGUCGCCACGCAACCCUACCUCAACCGCAUCAGCUCCAAGGGCAUGUACGAUAUUGGGAUUCUACUCACCACACGCGCGCCUGCACUCGCUGCCUUUGCUCAUCACGGCGUCAAGAACGGCGUGCAAGUCCGAGCUCAUUCGCACACAAACUCGAUGGGUUGGCUCGGCUGGGUUGAAGAUCAGGAAGAUGAGGAAGCGAAGAGGGUCGCAGCCAAGGCACAAGAGGAAGAUCGCAAGGUCGCAGACGCGAACGCGAAGACCGCGAUGUUGGCGAAGAAGGUUGAGGAUGCAGUGAAAGCUGCAAAGAGCAAGGACGAUCGCGAGGACGAGUACACUGACGACGAGGAGUGA